Thlaspi arvense is the source of this 1549-nucleotide messenger RNA. NCBI's taxonomy places the organism in Eukaryota, Viridiplantae, Streptophyta, Magnoliopsida, Brassicales, Brassicaceae. The record is from the annotation of a GenBank genome assembly.
ACGGAAUCCCCAGCUCCAUCGACCAGGGCGAAGAACCAUGGAGCUAUUGAGCUCAGUAAUUCUUUAUCUCUUCAUACCGUUGGCACUGCUUCAACUCCUCCGAUCAAUCCGAACCAGAACCAAGACCAAACCCCGCAGGAAUCUCCCGCCGGGACCCAUGCCGGUGCCUAUUGUCGGCGAUCUCCUCAAGCUGGGUGACAACCCCACCGCUCCCUGGCCAAACUGGCACAAAUAUACGCUCCAACUAGGCCGUGCCACCACCGUGGUCAUCUCCUCGAGAAACGCCAUCAAAGAAGCCCUUCAAAAGCAGGAUCUCGCCUUUUCUUCCAGAUCCGUUCCCAACGCCGUCCGCGCCCAUGACCAGUAUAAAUACUCCGUCACUUGGCUCCCCGUGGGGAGCCGGUGGCGGAGCCUCAGGAAAAUCUUGAACUCUCAUAUAUUCUCGAUGAGUAGACUCGACGCAGUCCAAAGUCUGCGGCGGCAAAAGGUGGCGGAGCUUGUGGAGUUCACAGGAAAGUGCUGCAGAGAGGGCGUGGCGGUGGAUGUGGGAUGUGCGGCCUUUACGACAUCGCUUAAUUUGUUGUCGAAUACUUUGUUUUCUGUGGAUUUGGCGGACCAGAGUGAGGAUUUGGCGAGGGAGUUCAGGGAUUUAGUUUGGCAGAUCAUGGUGGAGGCGGGACGGCCUAAUCUGGUCGAUUAUUUUCCGGUUCUUGCGAGGUUUGACCCACAGCAGAUAAGGGGCCGGAUGACGGAACACUACGGAAAGGUACUUCGGCUCAUUGGUAGAUUAAUCGAUGAGCGUUUGGAGUUGAGAAAAUCAAGCAAAAGUAAAGCGGAGAAUGAUGUGUUAGAUGUCCUAAUUAAUCUCGGCGAAGAGAGUAAUGAAGAAAUUGACCGAACCCACAUCGAGCGGCUGUUCUUGGACCUAUUUAUAGCGGGGACCGAUACAACAUCGAGCACAGUGGAGUGGGCAAUGGCAGAGGUACUCCUCCGCAGUCCAAAGGUUCUAGAAAAGGCCAGGGCCGAGCUCCAGGAAAUUGUCGAUAUAGGGAAGCCAAUUGAAGAAUCUGAUAUCGCACGAUUACGUUACUUGCAAGCAGUUGUCAAAGAGACAAUGAGAAUCCACCCACCAGCCCCAUUCUUGAUUCCUCGGAAGGUGGAGACAGACGUCGAGCUCGGUGGCUUCAUUGUCCCCCAGGGUGCACAAGUACUAGUGAAUGCUUGGGCAAUCGGGCGCGACCCGAACUUUUGGCCCGAGCCUACCCAUUUCAUGCCGGAGAGAUUCUUGGAGUCGGAGAUUGACGUGCGAGGACGGGACUUUGAACUGAUUCCUUUUGGGUCGGGUCGGAGAAUCUGUCCCGGGUUGCCACUAGCGAUGCUGAUUGUUCCGGCGAUGGUGGGAUCGCUCUUGAACUCAUUUGACUGGAAGUUGGAAGGAGGAAUUGCACCGGCGGAUUUGGAUAUGGAGGAGAAAUUUGGUAUCACGUUGCAGAAGGCUCAGCCUCUCCGUGCUAUUCCCAUCCCACUGAAGAUGCCUUUGUUCUUCAAG